Molecule: messenger RNA, 967 nt
Organism: Cololabis saira (Pacific saury)
Lineage: Eukaryota; Metazoa; Chordata; Actinopteri; Beloniformes; Belonidae
Product: cyclin-dependent kinases regulatory subunit 1
Exons: 4
Coding region: 130-366 (78 amino acids)
Biological process (GO): regulation of mitotic cell cycle
Cellular component (GO): SCF ubiquitin ligase complex; cyclin-dependent protein kinase holoenzyme complex
Molecular function (GO): histone binding; protein kinase binding; ubiquitin binding
Source: RefSeq, a predicted model, not a curated record
GUUUACCAACAUUCAAGAGGGAAACAAAGGAAGAGCGAUCGUGUCGCUGUCGACGGAAGCGAAAUAUCAGGAAAAAGUUUUCAUUCUUUGAAUACCACUAUAGUGUGUCACCUACAUAAGGCUUCCGACAUGUCCCACAAACAGAUCUACUAUUCUGAUAAAUAUGACGAUGAGAAAUACGAAUACAGGCAUGUAAUGUUACCCAAAGAUAUUGCGAAACGUGUACCAAAAACCCAUUUGAUGUCAGAGUCGGAGUGGAGGAACCUGGGGGUCCAGCAGAGCCAGGGAUGGGUUCAUUACAUGAUCCACCAGCCAGAACCACACAUUUUGCUGUUUCGACGUCCUUUGCCGACUCAAAAAGCGUAAGGGAGAUUUUCCUGGGUUCCGCAAAGAUCAGCCCUUGUUCAGUCAUCACAUCAGCUUCAUCCUGCCAAAGCUCUCCUGUGGUCGCUGCCUUUGCCUGCUCCUGCUGGACCCUGAAUGGACUACUAUGAACAGCAGCUGUGGAAUGCUGUAUGUGUCGAAGGAAGAAAAAGAAAAAAAUAACCCUGUCCUUUGAGAGGACUUCGGCAUGUGUUAACAGCAUCACUCCAACUGCCAGAAACCUUUUGACUUAUUCCACCUGACAAAUUUGCUGAACCUGUUUGGAUAUUCCAGCUUUUAGAUCAUGUGUUGUAUGAUUAAAAGUGGAGAUUUAAAUGACAUCACGCAGGCAGAAUACAAGGAUCCUAAAUUUAGUUUGACUCUGGAAUGCCAAUGGUUAUGUGACCUGUUGCUGCUUGGGUUAAAUGGCAUUUGACUGUAUUUUCAUGUGCAUGAAAUUCCAACUGAGUCUGGGAACCUAGAUUUGAUCCGGUUCUGUGGUUCUGCCUACUUUCAGAGCAAGUCUUAUCAAUUGGUUUGACUACCAGUGUGCUGCUCAGUAUUUAUGAUAUUGCCCUUUCUGAAAUAAAUAUGAACUUUUUAA